Diutina rugosa is the source of this 1305-nucleotide messenger RNA. RefSeq lists its product as uncharacterized. Gene Ontology annotation, biological process: regulation of transcription by RNA polymerase II. The transcript has a single exon. NCBI's taxonomy places the organism in Eukaryota, Fungi, Ascomycota, Pichiomycetes, Serinales, Debaryomycetaceae. The record is from RefSeq and is a predicted model, not a curated record. Gene Ontology annotation, molecular function: DNA-binding transcription activator activity, RNA polymerase II-specific. Bases 1 to 1305 code for a protein of 434 amino acids.
AUGCACUCAAACAACAAGGUGAAGAAGCCUCGCAGGAAGCCAAAACCGAUUGUAUCAGAGGUCACAACGGUGAUAACACCCCCGAAAACUCCCAUAAGCACCGCCCCGACAACUCCUUCACGAAGUUCUUCUCCAAUAUCCAUACAGUCGCUUCUUCUGGAUCCUUUGGUAGGGCAUUUGGUCUCAGAUGAAGUGUUUGAUGUUGUUUCUCCGAGAAUAAUCAGCACACCAAACACACCUGCGGUGUGUAGUCUCAACAACACGUCAAAGUUGAUGGGGAUCUCGCCAUUUGAGUUCAUGAUCCUUCAUCACUUUGAAAGCUGGGCAAAGGAUAGGUACAUAAUGUCUACUGAUGUUCGGCAAAGGUUCAUAUGGGAAUGGGUGAUGCCCAGAUACUUGCUUGAACUGGAUGUAUUGAAGAUAUCGGUUUUUGCCUAUUCAAGUAUGCUUUUAUUACAAAAGCAUAACCCUCAAUACUUGCUAGGGGACACGCCAUGCUGGUCUAGCUUCAAUGAUGAAAUGAUGACAUUGUAUGAGUUUGCAUUCACCAACUUUGAGUCACAGAUGAAGCAAAUUAACCGGUUGAGCAGCAAAAUAAAAGCUGGUGAACCUAUCAAUAUCUUAGAAGCCAUAUCCCUUGUCAUAGGUGCAACAAUAAUGAUAUCAGUGUUUGGGAGACACUCACGAAGAACAAUGCCAUUGAUAUCAUUUGAUAGAUCUCAACAAGACUUUCAGAGUUUAUGUGCUGAGAUGAAACAAAUCCUCACCUUAUGUUGGCCAAUUUUGAGAAAAGAACCGCAUGCAGCAUUAGUUCCAUCGCUAGUGAAAAACAUAGACUAUCCAAUAUUACCUAUGUUUCAGCAAUUGUUAGAUGAGCUAGACACGCUGCCAUCAGAGUUGUUCAAAGGCAAGAAGGAUAACAUUGAUGCAGAUAACAAGGUCGGGUUGCGUGACGCCAUUUUGACACUAAAUGCCCAAGUUCAGCAAUGUGAAGAAUAUUCAUCAGAAGUACCUAUUCACCGUUUCCAGCAUUUCGCUGAGGAAUCAUUCUGGCGACAAGUGUAUAAUGAGAACUACUUUGCCCUCCGCAUAUUGAACUUGUACUGCGCAUAUUUGGUGAUGCUCCAAUAUUAUUUUGUGAGAGAACGUAACAUGUGGAUUGACUACAUGAAUUGGUUCCACCAGGAGAGCUUAUUCAGGUUUGGGAAAUUUUACUAUGAUGAGGACGAAAAAUUGUACGAAAAAGUGAUCGUCAAUGGCUACACAGCGGGAUUCCUUAACUUGUGGAAGCUAAAUAUGGAUUGA